Cuscuta campestris is the source of this 1568-nucleotide messenger RNA. The record is from the annotation of a GenBank genome assembly. NCBI's taxonomy places the organism in Eukaryota, Viridiplantae, Streptophyta, Magnoliopsida, Solanales, Convolvulaceae.
AAAAAAAGGAUUGUUUAUAAAAUAUCCCCCCCACCCACCCUCUUCAUCGCGUUCUAAUGUCGAGAUUCCUACAUCAUCAGUGAGAGCGUCUGGACUGGAUACUUGCACUGCUCAUAGACAUCGAUCAGAUAGCAAGUUUUGCGAUUCCAAAAUGUUGCGGCAAUCUUUUGGAGAAUCUGCUUAGAAAGCAGUUUCCUCCAUUUUUGAGAAGGAAGUUUAGAACAUGGAAGAUAGAGUGAAGGGCCAGAUGUUGUUUUUUCACAAUGUAUUUUAGCCAAAGGGAAUGAGAUUCUGCUGCAGAUAAGCUUAUGGGCUGGGUUGGAAAAGGGGAGAAAUAUGGUUAUGCUUUUUGGAGAAAAUGGGGAAAACAAUAAGGUGGCUGAAGGGCUUGUUUGGCAUGAAGAAAGACAGGGAAAAGAGAUCUCAGCAUCCUGCAAACCCCCCUGUGCAGGAUUCUUCAUGGUUGAGAGCUUACAUGGAUGAGUCAGAGAAAGAACAGAAUAGACAUGCGGUUGCUGUGGCGGCAGCCACCGCGGCUGCCGCAGAUGCGGCGGUGGCAGCCGCUCAGGCCGCUGUUGCGGUGGUCAGGCUUACCAGCCAAGGGAGAGGGACUGUGUUCAAUGUAGGGAGGGAGAAAUUUGCUGCCCUCAAAAUUCAAUCUGUUUUCAGGGGCUAUUUAGCCAGAAAAGCUCUGAGAGCUCUGAAGGGACUAGUGAAAAUACAGGCCCUGGUAAGGGGUUAUCUUGUUAGAAAAAGAGCAGCUGCCACUCUUCACAGUAUGCAAGCUCUCAUCCGAGCCCAAUCCGCUGCCCGUUCUCAAAGAGCCCGUCGUUCAAUGACCAUUGACACCCGAUUCCAGCCCGAAACGCGCGCCAGGAAGUCCAUCGAGAGGUUUGAUGAGUGCAGAAGUGCCUUCCACAGCAAGAGGCUUUCUGCGUCUUCAUAUGACACCACAAUCAACUCUGGAUUCGACGAGAGCCCCAAGAUCGUGGAGAUCGACACGUUCAAGCUGAAAUCGAAGACCCGCAACGCGUGCAUGUCCGAAUGCGGGGACCACCACCACUACUACCACCACGCGCCCUCGUGUCCGGGUCCCGGAAGGCUGUCCAUCCCGGAUUUCGACUGGAGUUUUCUCGGCGAGGAUUUGGCGGGAAAGUUCCACACUGCCCAAAACACCCCCCGGGCAGGGGGGGCGAGGAACGCGCCCCCCACCCCGCCCAAGAGCGUGUGCGGGGACCACUUCCCGAGCUACAUGGCGAACACGCAGUCGUUCCGGGCGAAGCUGAGGUCGCAGAGCGCCCCGAGGCAGAGGCCGGAGGGCGCGGCGGGCCCCAGGAAGAAGAGGAUGUCACUGAAUGACAUCAUGGCAUCAAGGAGUAGCUUUACUGGUGUUAGGAUGCAAACCCAAACCCCUUGUUGUUCUAAAGCUAGAGAAGAAUAUCACUACUGAUUUUAUUUUAUUUUAUCUGAUUUAAAAAAAAAGAACACUUCACUUUUAGUUUUAACAAUGUUUUGCGUGAAGUCUUUACAUGUAUUGCUUAGUCUAAGAUUAAAAUUUCAUUUCCCUA